Molecule: messenger RNA, 3261 nt
Organism: Oryza brachyantha (malo sina)
Lineage: Eukaryota; Viridiplantae; Streptophyta; Magnoliopsida; Poales; Poaceae
Exons: 5
Coding region: 440-2719 (759 amino acids)
Source: RefSeq, a predicted model, not a curated record
UGAGAGAGAGAGAGAGAGAGAAAGGGGCGGAGAAAAGUUUGAGGAGAGAAAGGCUGCGAUUUCUGAAGGCGGAGGAGCUCCGGCGCGCGCGCCCCGCACCGCAUUGCAUUUGCCCUGUCCGCGCUCCUCGCCUCCGCGCGGCCGCCGGUGCGUGUUCGGUGUUCACGCCGAGGGAAACCGCCUUGAAUCUCGCCAGCCGGUGUCUUGGCGGCGGCGGCGGCGGCGGCGGCGGUUUGGUUUCUGUGUGGUUUUUGGUUCUGUCUAUUUCAGCUGGGAGAAAAUCCCCGGUGCUAGCUGCAGCUGGCUCCUCUGCUGGCUGGCGCUGGUUCAAAGGAGGUUCAGGCUUCAGAUCAGGACGCGGUGGAGGCAGAAAGCUCUUCACCUGAGAUGAUGUAGCAGCCCUUCAUCUCAACUGGUUCUCUAUACAUUAAUCUUGAAGAUGGAACAGAUUUCACUUGGGCAUCGGUACAAGGAGUGCAGGCCACGAAGAAAUAACAGUUCUCCAACUAAAAUACUUGUUGGGAAGGAUCUAUUGAAGGAAUUGGAGCACAGGAGAUCAUCACCUAGUGUGAUUGCAAAAUUGAUGGGGAUUGAUGUAUUGCCACCUGCUUAUGUGACCCGAAAUCGGCACCAAGAAUUCAAGGAUGUCUUUGAAGUGUCAGAGGAACCACAGGAGGUUAUCACAAAAGAGAGGUCCCAUCAUUUCCCUAAAGGAUUGCCAAGCUUGAAGCGAAGCGCAUUAAGGUUAAAAAGGCUUAUGCCAUCGAAGUCUCCAUAUGGCGAUGAAACAUUUGAUAACAAUGUAGUGUGCCGAGAUGGCUUUGAUCACUUGAACUCGCUAGAGAUAAACAAUCCUUUGUUUGAGAAGCGCCCCCACGAUGUGAAUUAUUCCUCAAAGCAUCAAUAUGAGAAAGAUACUGCAAGUAGUUUCAGGAAAUACCCUGUUGGUUUAGGUAAUACUUCACUUAAAGAUAUUAGAAACCCAUCAAGAGAAAGGCAUGGAGAUUUCAACAGCAUUGUUGUUUUGGAGCCAGGCUUAGGGGAAUUCCAAGAUUCAGGGAAAGCCUUUUCCACACCAGACCCCUCUCACGCCAAUAAGAACCUCAGGAGAGAGAUGAAGCAGGCUGAGUUUUCUAUGGUGAACAGAGAGAGGGUUUCACCAAAUAUCUUAGAUACUGAGGAUUUUAAUGUGUCCAGUAUAAAGGGAGAAAGAUACUUAACUAGCAAUGCAGUAGAUUCACUGUUAAAGGAACAGGAGUCAUCAUUUGAUCAUUAUAACACACUGGAUACGAGUAGUACUGGAUCAUUUCAGAAGUGUGUCAGUGGUGAAGUUAACUCCAGACAAAGCAAUAGGUCAUCAUCAAAUAGCUUCCCCAGGAAAAACCGUCAGAAGUAUGCAGAAGGCAGCGUUGGUUCAAAAACUCUUGCAGAGAUGUUUGCCUUAUCUGAUUCGGAGAGACUAAAGAGAGAUUCGGACUCACUCACACAGAUUCGACACAAUAAAGUUAACCGGGGUAACAGCAAUGGCAAGGAAGGAUGUUUUAUAGUUUUGCCGAAGCAUGCACCUCGAUUACAUCCUCACAGUUCGUUGGAGAAGAAUUCCCCUCACAGUAAUUUUUGCUCAAAUACAUCAGUUACUUACAACAGUGGUCAGUCUCACUUUGACUCUUUCUGGGAUAGACCAAGACUGCAACAAAUUGGAAGCCCCAGCCAAGAUAACUUGAGGAAUGCUUGUGUGAAACAUCAGACCUUGGAGCAACAGAGAUCUGCUUCCCCUUCUCAUGAUAACAGAAACCAUUCGCGACGUUUAACUGACAAAUUUUCAACUUUUGAUUGCAUAAAUGAGAAAAUAUUGUUCACAACAGAUGAGGACUUAGUAAAAAAAUCUGCUGAAAAUGUACAUUCUUCAUUUGGAUCACGAUUAUCUGAGGAAGAAAAGGUUUCAGCAUCGCCUUUCAACUGCUGUGACUUUGAAUCGAUAAGUAUUUCUGAUCGUACUUAUGCGGCAAAGUCUCGUAAAAGCUUGAAAGAGGUUGAGCAACCAAGCCCAGUGUCCAUUCUUCAGCCUCCGACUGAUGAAGACAGUUGUUGUUCUGGAUACUUCAAGAAUGACUUGCAAGACAUGCCUAAUGUCGAGAAACUAGUAGAUGACUGUGAGCUCCGAUAUGAACAAGAAGUGUCCUUGUCAAGUGAUGAUGACAGUGGUUCUUCUUACCAGUCUCUGGUAGCGUUUCAGGUUGAGGAGGAAAGGGAUUUCUCGUAUCUCCUUGACAUACUUAUAAGCUCUGGUAUGGUAGUCACUGACUCGCAGCUCUUGUGCAAGUCAUGGCACUUGCCUGGUUUCCCUGUUGGUCCUUAUGUCUUCGACAGGCUUGAGAGGAAGUACAACAAGAUCUCUACAUGGCCGAGACCAGAAAGGAGGCUUCUGUUUGAUCUUGCAAAUUCUGUUCUUUCUGAGAUCCUUGCACCAUGCAAGUCCAGGAGACUGUUCUGUCCUGUGUUGGGUCCUGAAGGACCUGUUGAGGUGGUAUGGCAAACAAUGGUCAGGCAGCAGCAGGAGCUUGUAGUAGGACACCCUGAUGACAAAGUUCUUGAUCCAGAAUGGCUGGAAGUUGGUGAGGACAUCAAUAUGGUGGGAAAGCAGAUAGCCAAGAUGUUACAUGGUGAUCUCUUGGAUGAAAUCAUAUUGGAGUUCCUUACAGGAUGUGUCGCUUCAUGAGGAAACUUAAUUUCAACUUUGUGCUAUUCAUGAAUACUAACAGUUACUCGUUGCAAUGUCAAGCCAUGGUUUUGCCUGAAGAAACUUGAACCACAUUGUGCGGUGCCUGUAACAGCGUGUCAAGUGCACAUAUGUUGCCCUUUCCUGGUCCAUGAUAGAGGCUCUGGCUCUGUUUAACGUUUCAUUACACUUGGGGGCAUAUACAGGCCAAAAAGAUUGUCUAAAAGGACAAGAAGAUGUGUGUACAAUGUGUAGAAAUGUGAUCUUCCAGGAUAUCUUUGCUUGUUGUCGGGGUUUCAAACUGUUCAAAAAUCUUAAGGCAAAUGUGCAGCUCAUGAGUAAACUAACAUCUGAAGUCUGUAAUUUGUUCAGUAUGUAACCUUGCAUUAGCAAAAUAUUUAAACAGGAGAAUAGGUAAAGACCUGACGUGUUUUUCCUCUUUUUGUACCCAUUUUUUGGGGUGCUUUGUUCUCAUGAUUGAUGUACUUACGGCAAUUCAAAGCAAAACAUUGGUUUUGUGUAAAAGCAACAACACAAUACAA